Diplodia corticola is the source of this 2280-nucleotide messenger RNA. RefSeq lists its product as uncharacterized. The coding region runs from base 1 to 2280 and encodes 759 amino acids. The transcript is spliced from 4 exons. Lineage: Eukaryota; Fungi; Ascomycota; Dothideomycetes; Botryosphaeriales; Botryosphaeriaceae. The record is from RefSeq and is a predicted model, not a curated record.
AUGGAACCGCUAGGAUCAGACCAGACGAACAACGCCGACUCGCAACAUCCCCCCCUCGCCGACCCCGACCCAACGAGCAAAACGCCCCCGCACCCGCCCCCGCCCCCGCCGUGCCCGACAUGCGCCCGCAUCCUCGACGUGGUCAACGGCGAAGAAGGCCGAAGCGUCGAGCUGAAUCAUUCGAGCUUGCAAGACGAACCCGGCCGCCCGCGCCGCCGCCGCUGCGACGCACACGACCGCUUCCUCAACGGAGUCUUCGACCUCGCGGACCGCCGCCGCCGCCGCAGUCCCGGGGAGGAGGAGGGGGAGGGGCAGCGGGGAAGCAGCACUCGAGACAGCGACGCCCCCGUCGUCGUCGUCAUCGCCAAACAGCGCUCGAAAGCGACAUCUAAGGGGUCCGUCAUCACCGUCGCCCGCCGAGGAGGAGGAGGAGGAGGAGGAGGAGGAGGAGGAGGAGGAGGGGGUAGUAGCAGUGGUUUCCGCACCAGCACCAGCAGCACCGCUGAACUCGUCAUCGCCAGCCUGAGGGGCGGCAAAGCCGACGAAAGCUGCGAGGGACGGCCGGUGGACCGGCGGUGGGUGGAUCCGGGCCUGCUGCGCGGCUGGAUGGAGACGUGCGAGCGGGAGCACCUACGUCUGGGGGGGCAGCACGCCGACGACGCGUUGAAGACGACGGCGCGGAACGUGCGGGAGCUGUGCGAGCCGGGCGCGUUGUCGACGUCGAUGCUCCACGGCCCACGCCACAACGAGCGGCUGCCCCGGACGGUCAGCGACGCCAUGCGCGUCGUCGCGCUGCUCCUCGGGGAGCGGUACCUCUGGGUCGACGCGCUGUGCAUCGUGCAGCAACAGGACGACGACGACGACGACGAGGGCGACGACAACGACGAGCGCGACGAGGCCGAGACCGCCCGCGUGCGCAAACACCUCAUCGCCAACAUGACCGCCGUGUACGCGCACGCAACCGCCACCAUCGUCGCGGCCGGGGGCGCGGAUGCUAACUCCGGCCUGAUGGACGGGCUCCUAGGCACGGUGUCGUCGGAACAGCGGCCGCGCAACAACCCCUGCGUCUUCGACUUCUGGCCCGACGACGGCACGCAACUGAACUGGCCUGGCAGCAGCGGCGGCGGCGGCGCCGCGGAUGGCGGGCUCGGCCAGACGCGGUGGAACGCGCGGGGGUGGACGUUCCAGGAAUACGUCUUUUCGCGGCGGCGGCUCGUUUUCCUCGGGCAGUCGCGGGUGCGGUGGGAGUGCGGGGAGGCGUGUUUUUGGGAGGAGCUCCGGCAUCAUGUCACUUGCGGGCCGCCCACGGCGGAGUCGCGGGCGUGUUAUGACGGGGACGACGACGUCCGGGGGGUGCGGAUUUGGCAGGCGGCGACGUUGGUACGGGCGGGCCGGAGGGAUGAUGCGUCGACGACGAGCUGGUGGUUGUUGUUUCCGGAUGUGGAGCUGUUUAAGGGGAUGGUGCGCGCGUAUUGCGAGCGGGAGCCUGGACUUCGCCGACGCUGGGAUCCCGGCCGGACGUGUGGACGACUUGUUACGAGGAAUCCGCCGACGUGGUCGUGGGUUGCCUGGAAGGGCGGACUGCAUUUCGCUUCGGUCUGGAGAAACGAGGACUUCGUCCUGUGGAAUCGCGACACUUGGUUUUACUCGGUGGACUACAUCAAACGAGUCUUCCCCCUGGUGCGGUGGUCGACCCGCCACACGAAAACAUCUGCGCCGCUAGAUGUCGGCCACCAGAACUCGUGGUUUUCCUACAAGAUGCGCACCACGCGGAGCGAUGACGACAGCGGCGACGGCCGCCACAACAGCGACAACAGUGGAGCUGCGGAAGCACAGAAGGCCCUCGAAGGCCGUUAUCUGUGCUGCUCCACGCAGCGCUCAUACUUCGAGCUGGACUUCCUGUCGGAGUCCGACGGGAGGAAGGACUACGGCUUGGUCGACCCGGAGCUUGUGUGCGCGGACGGGGAGGAUCAAUGUCACGGCUUCCUGUGGGUCCACGACCAAUCGCUGCUCGAGCACAUGGAUACGCAGGUGAUUUUUGGGGAUGAAGAGAGCCGGCCUGUGCGUGUCAAGCUCGUGGCCGUGUCGAUGUUGUAUAGGCGGGGGGCCGGCCGUGGUUGCCGGUGGGCAGAGCCGCUGGGCGAGGAGCGGCCGCAGUGGUAUAACGUGCUUUGGGUGGAGUGGGUCGAUGGCGUGGCGUAUCGGAAGGGUGUUGGGGAGGUGAGGAGGGAGGUAUGGGAGAGUCGGGAGAGGGAGUGUGUCGAGUUGGUUUUGGGGUAG